UUCAGUUCGCGUGUGUUGAGUCAUCGGCAGAGUUUUUCGUCCCUGUCGUGAAAUAAUUAGACAUUUCUUGUAAAAUAAUCAGCUUUUUGGGACUAAAAGUGUUGUUACGCUUUCCGGAAGUAAGUACCGAUCAGAAAACGGUAAAAUUUUCCCCCUUGUACUGACACAUUGACUGCUUUUCGUUUCGAUUUGGAUAAUACGUUUGCAAACGUUUGGGAACUGUUACGAAAAUGGCUUCCUCAUUGAAUCGUAUUUUUUCCAAGAAAAAUUUCUCUGUGAGUAACCGCGAGGAGGAAUUCAAAGGUUUUGCUAGCGAGGGAAGCGACACUGAGAGUGUGAUGGAGGAAGAUCCGGUUAGCGACUCGGACGAAGAUGAAAAUUGUGGAAGUAGGAAGAAGGGCGUAGCACCAGCCGCGGGGUCCAUUGAUGAUGGAGAAAAAGUACAUCGCAAUCCUACACGUAGACCGAACCCCAAGAUAUCGAAUCGGAAUGCCUUGCUUGCCCGAGAGAAUCGACGGCGUAAGAAGGAGCGGUUGGAGCAUUUGGAAAAAGAAGUGGAAGGCCUGCGGGACGAUAACGGUCGGAUCCGGAAAUUGCUGAAGAAAAAAGAUCUGCUGGUCAAGCAGUUGACCCAAGAGCGAAACUAUUUAAAGAGCGUAAUUGCCAACCGUACCGGAAUUAUGGCGAUAUUGAAGUCGAUUCAAAGCACGUCAAGGUUUCCGAUGACUUCUUCGAUGAUGAGUUUUGUGAAGACGGGUGAGCAACCGGAUGGCCAGUCUUUGAUCGGUAGAAAGAUAUCCCGUAGCAGCAGCGAUGAAGGGUUAGGAGCAUCUCCAAUAUAUCAGAUGCCUCUUGAUAACGAUGAGCGGCAGUUUGUCUUGAAAGAAUCCAAAAACAGUCAAAGUCUAUCUCCCACCAGAUGUGUCGAAGGAGGGUUCGUUCCUUCGCAUCCAUAUCACACAAGCAAUGGAACGGAGCCUAACAACAAUCACAACGAUUUAGGUACCGUAGUCAGUGACUCUACGACCGUAGUAGCUCAACAGCUGCCGGCUUAUGAGGACGAAUUUAGCCAUCUCCCGGAUAUGGAUGAACUGUUGGCUACGCUCGAUCACAGCCAGCACCGGCAAAAUUCACAAGUAAUAUCUAGCGAACAUAACUACUUUUUUGAGCACAGUAAUCAGUCUCCGUUGGUGGGAUCAGGUCGUUCUGCAGGAGACGUCUCGGCAUCGAACUUUGGAGGCGGCGUUUGUGUCCACAUCGUACCCGGCGGACGAGUAUCGGUGGAGUUCUGUUCAGCAUGUGCGCUAAGUUCGGACCGGGCCUGGCUCGAGGAGGCCGAGGAGCGCUGAACGCCAUCCAUCCCAGGGCUAAGUAAAAUGUCGGUAUCGAGUUUCUUAUUCUGUCUCAAAUACCUAUACUUUAUUUAAAACUAACUUAUAAGAACAGACAUCGUUCAUCUUGUACAGAUAGUAUAUCUAAACGCUAGGGUUAGGAAAUAAGACGAGCAAACACAAUGAAUAGAACUAGUUUUUCCCGUUUAUGUUUUGCUUAUAUUGUUUGCAACAGUACCUUGGUAGGGGACAGCGGACUUUUGUCUCGUCCUUCCUGCCCACCCCAGACCAUUUUCAAGAUAGGCAUUUCACAAUAUCUCUACAAGAUAGCAAAAGAGGGAAAAAAACAAGUUGGAAUAAUGACAUAGAACGAUUCAUUUCUAGAAAAUUUUUCUCCUCAGUAGAAAAGCACGUUAUUGGUUAAUGUUUGUGUUGCAUUUUCAGCCCACCGUUGAAAGCCAUCCCGUGGAAAGGAAAGCGGCAACCGCUCUGGUUCUGUGGUAUGGCGUCGAACGAAUGAACCGUUGUUUCGCAUCCUAAACUGUAGAGCAACAUCUCGCUUAAAGCGAAGAUCGAAAGUCAGUCGAAUCUGUGUGGAAUAUUAAAAAAAAGUCACGAAAGCGUUGCCGAAGCAGUAGAUUAAUGAAUGUAUCGAACCAAUUAUGUCCACAGCCCUUCACGAUGAAUCGGACCAAUUCGUGCGCAGCUCAACUCGACGGAGUGGAAUUGAAUGAUGAUCGGAGUUGUUGUCAAAUUAAGGAAGAACAAAAUUUGUGAGUUUGAAAUUAGUACCAAAAUCAUCGGUUCCCGGGGAUCGUCGAAUUGUGCUGCCACAACUGGACCAUCUCUGUCCUCCAUUGUUUGUUUGGGGAGACUCAAAGUCUUGUGAAUUGGUCCGCUUCGCUAGAAGCAAAAAACACGAUUCUCUCAUUCUGUUUUCGCUUGUUCUUUUUGGAACGUUGUUUUUCUUCCAGCGAUUACGGUUUCCCCACUCGGCCAUCAAAAGCGCUACACCAAAACGAAGCCAGGACACGUGCUUUUCCGGUAGGUACUCUAUAGCCAUUACUUCCAACUUGUUUUCUCAAAAACUUAUACUCAUUCAUAGUUUUCUGUUGACUAUUUCUAAACUUGCCGUCAUCGUCGCCUUCGUCGGCUUGAUCUUACGGUUUUUGAAAUAAAUAUGAAACCGAAUGAAAAAAAAAACGAAAACAAAUCCAUUGCUGUUAACAGGAUUUUUGUUGUUAGCGUACUUGUAAGAGCACGACAACUACCUAUAAUAGAUUAGCGAGGAAAUAUUUUAACAAACUGUAAGUAAUAUUUAAAUAUAAAGAUUUUCUCUAAAUCACAUCUUCGCGGGAGAGGGGUAAGCUCUCAGGCAUGAUGUGACAAAUCUGCGGAACUGAACGCAUAUUUAUACAUUGAAAUAAAAAUUCAAUCUAACAGGUGUA
Molecule: messenger RNA, 2779 nt
Organism: Uranotaenia lowii
Lineage: Eukaryota; Metazoa; Arthropoda; Insecta; Diptera; Culicidae
Exons: 4
Coding region: 231-1349 (372 amino acids)
Source: RefSeq, a predicted model, not a curated record